CUUUAUGACACUCGGCAACUGGUGACAGUCACUCCCGCCAACAUGGCAGAUGAGGACGAAGACUAUUUCUUACCGGUGCAGGAUCAGCGUGUGUUCGGUGCAGGCAUCAAACGCAAGCGUAUCGCAUUCGUGCCCGCUUCAUCGUCAGAGUCUUCUAUCCCUAGUACUACCAAACCACAGGAAUCGACGAACAUCGCGUCCCGCUAUCUCUCGAUCGUCUUACCCAAAGAGAGUCGCAAAGUAGAAGAGCCUGACGAGAAAGAAUUAGAGCAGGUGGCUACAGAAAUAUGCCCAGUGUGCAAGCAACCUCUAUCUUCGUCAGACGAUACUGUCACUACCAUAGACACUCAUGCCCACGAAUCCUCAAUAGCGCAUCAAGUUUGUCUCCAGCACAUACAUCCUCCCUCACAUCUGGACAGAGAACAUGUUGGAGUCAAAUACCUGGAGGCCUACGGGUGGGAUCCGGACAGCAGGGCUGGCCUGGGUGCCCGGCAGGAGGGUAUUCGCAUUCCCAUCAAACCGAAAGAGAAGCAUGAUACUGCCGGUCUCCGAGAGAUCGUGGAAGAUGACGGCAGAGGCACGAAGACGAGGAUCAAAGUGAAAAAGGAGGACAGGGUCAUCAGACUUGAUGCCAAAAAAGUCCGAGUCAUGGAAAUGGAGGCAAAGAAACGCGCAGAGAAAUUUCGGAAGUCGUUUUACGGUCCGGAUCUAGAAAAGUACUUGGGACCCAACAGCUGAUGCAUCCGAUGCACAACGCAGUUUUGCUCUAUGUUCAGGAGGAACGCCACCUGCCUACGACGCCACGCUAAGUCUUGAAAAGCAUAGGCUAGUGCUUCUUGAAUAACCCGAGGUGGUGUUUCUUCUCUUUUUUCAGCUUUCCGGAGCCCUC
Exophiala viscosa is the source of this 889-nucleotide messenger RNA. RefSeq lists its product as uncharacterized. The transcript has a single exon. The coding region runs from base 43 to 738 and encodes 231 amino acids. Lineage: Eukaryota; Fungi; Ascomycota; Eurotiomycetes; Chaetothyriales; Herpotrichiellaceae. The record is from RefSeq and is a predicted model, not a curated record. Gene Ontology annotation, molecular function: nucleic acid binding.